Molecule: messenger RNA, 3982 nt
Organism: Oncorhynchus keta (chum salmon)
Lineage: Eukaryota; Metazoa; Chordata; Actinopteri; Salmoniformes; Salmonidae
Product: disks large homolog 2
Exons: 24
Coding region: 2-2686 (894 amino acids)
Biological process (GO): chemical synaptic transmission
Cellular component (GO): neuron projection; neuromuscular junction; postsynaptic density membrane
Molecular function (GO): kinase binding
Source: RefSeq, a predicted model, not a curated record
GAUGGGGGAGCGGAGCAGCUCGGAGCACGGUGGGAAGGACCAGACACCGAUCAGUGUGAAAGUCUCUGAAAACAGGCCGGCAGCUGUGCAGGGGUCCCCACACACUGGCCCGCCCCCGGCAUGCAUGAACCCCGCCUUGAUGAGCACUCCCUGGCAGUAUCGCUAUCAAGAUGAGGACUCUCCACCUGAGCACGGGUUCCCGCGGCUGACCAACGAGGUGCGCGCCCCUGAGCUGGUGCACGUGUCGGAGAAGAACCUCUCGGAGAUUGAGAAUGUGCAUGGCUACGUGUCCCACUCCCAUAUCUCCCCGCUCAAGGCGAGUCCCGCUCCAAUAAUUAUCAACACCGACACUCUGGAGAGCGUACCUUACGUCAACGGGACAGAAAUUGAAUAUGAGUUUGAAGAAAUCACACUAGAGCGGGGGAACUCAGGGUUGGGUUUCAGCAUCGCUGGAGGAACAGAUAACCCCCAUAUCGGUGAUGACCCAGGGAUCUUCAUCACCAAGAUUAUCCCUGGUGGCGCGGCAGCAGAGGAUAGCCGGUUAAGAGUGAAUGACUGCAUCCUGCGGGUGAAUGAUGCCGACGUGUCUGAGGUGUCCCACAGUAAGGCAGUGGAGGCCCUGAAGGUGGCUGGCUCUAUCGUCAGGCUGUACGUUCGCCGGAGGAGACCCAUGCUGGAAACUGUCAUUGAAAUCAAACUCAUCAAAGGACCAAAAGGGCUGGGCUUCAGCAUCGCAGGAGGGGUGGGCAAUCAGCACAUCCCGGGGGACAACAGCAUCUUUGUCACUAAGAUCAUAGAUGGAGGUGCAGCACAGAAGGACCAGCGCUUACAGGUUGGAGACCGGCUGCUUAUGGUGAACAACUACACUCUGGAAGAGGUCUCCCACGAGGAGGCUGUAGCCAUACUGAAGAACACUUCUGACGUUGUGUACCUGAAGGUGGGCAAGCCCACCAGUGUUUACUUAUCAGAUCCCUAUGGGCCACCUGAUAUCACGCACUCAUUCUCUCCAGCAAUGGAAAAUCAUAUCUCUUCCGGGGGCAACAACGGCACUCUGGAGUACAAGUGCAGUCUUCCCCCCAUGCCCAUCUCUCCUGGAAGGUACUCCCCCCUCCAAAAACACUUACUCGGGGAAGAGGACAUUAACAGGUUGGAUGGUUUUUCCUUCUUACGAAAUGCCUCGAUAGAUGACGGGGAGGCUCACAGGUUUGAGUCGCAGCACUUCCAGUUGAGGCCUCCUGAGCCAGUUUACAGCACUGUGAACAAAGCACCUUCUCCCCACCACUAUUCCCCCGUGGAGUAUGACAAAAGCCUCCUCCACUCCAUACCCUUCCCUCACUAUCACUUAGGCCUGCUCCCUGACUUCGAGAUCACCAGGGAUCCCAGGAGGAUGGUCCUCCACAAGGGCUCCACGGGCCUGGGAUUCAACAUCGUGGGCGGGGAGGACGGAGAGGGCAUCUUUGUCUCCUUCAUCCUGGCGGGAGGGCCUGCCGACCUGAGCGGAGAGCUGCGGAGGGGAGACCAGAUCUUGUCGGUUAAUGGCAUCGACCUACGCGGGGCCACCCACGAGCAAGCGGCUGCAGCACUAAAGGGGGCGGGCCAAACUGUCACCAUCAUUGCUCAGUACAGGCCCGAGGAGUACGGGCGUUUCGAGGCCAAAAUACAUGAUCUGCGGGAACAGAUGAUGAACCAUAGCAUGAGCUCUGGGUCCGGAUCCCUCCGAACCAAUCAGAAACGCUCCCUUUACGUCAGGGCACUGUUCGACUAUGAAAAGGCCAAAGACAGUGGACUCCCUAGCCAGGGCCUCAGCUUCAGGUAUGGGGACAUCCUCCACGUCAUCAACGCCUCAGACGAUGAAUGGUGGCAGGCCCGUAGGGUGACCCCUGAUGGGGACAGCGAAGAGAUGGGGGUCAUCCCCAGCAAGAGGAGGGUUGAGAGGAAAGAACGAGCUCGUCUAAAGACAGUGAAGUUCAAUGCCAAACCGGGAACCAUCGAUUCCAAAGGGGACAUCCCAGGAUUAGGUGACGACGGGUAUGGGACGAAGACGCUGAGGAGUCAAGAGGACAUGAUUCUCUCCUAUGAGCCUGUCAUUCGACAAGAGAUUAAUUACGCCAGACCCGUCAUAAUCCUUGGACCAAUGAAAGACAGAAUCAACGACGACCUGAUAUCCGAAUUCCCUGACAAAUUUGGCUCCUGCGUGCCACAUACCACUCGGUCGAGGAGGGACUACGAGGUCGAUGGGCGGGACUACCAUUUUGUAAUGUCCAGAGAGCAGAUGGAGCAGGACAUCCAAGAGCACAAGUUCAUUGAGGCGGGCCAGUACAACGACAAUCUAUAUGGAACCAGUGUUCAGUCGGUCAAAUAUGUGGCUGAGAGGCAGGGUAAACACUGCAUACUGGAUGUGUCAGGGAAUGCCAUAAAACGACUACAAGUAGCACAACUCUACCCCAUUGCCAUCUUUAUAAAGCCUAGGUCCAUUGAUUCAUUAAUGGAGAUGAAUAAGAGAUUAACAGAAGAGCAGGCCAGGAAGACAUUUGACAGGGCCAUUAAGUUGGAGCAGGAGUUUGGCGAGUUUUUCACAGCCCUUGUUCAAGGAGACACCUUAGAAGACAUUUAUAACCACUGCAAAAUGGUGAUAGAGGAGCAUUCAGGACCCUACAUCUGGAUCCCAUCAAAAGAGAAAUUAUGAGAACACACCACUUUGGCAGGGAUAUUGGACUGCUAGAUUCACAACAUACUUUGUAACAAAUGUUCAACUGUAAUGGUAAUUUAUAUUGUUCAUAAUUAUAGCCAAUUAAAAUUAUUUUUUUCUUAUAGUUUCUUUUUUUUCCACUUUCAAUAUGAAUGUACACCACAACGUUUAAGACACAUUUUUGGCCUAAAAAAAUUGACUGUUUGUAUAUUUCAUGUUUUUAUUUUUAAAAAUGCUAAGGAAAUUUAAUAAACAAGGGCAUGUGUUCACGUCGACACUGCGUGGAAUUUCAAAUGAAUAUUCGAAGAUCGCCACGCCAAUGAAGGAGGGGAAGGAAAUAAUAUCAGCUUGUUUUGCUUCUCUCCACACAACAGCUAGCACUUUGUGUCCCCUGACACUCACCUCACAUCAGUAGUUGACAUUUUGUGUGACUUUAGCAUCUAUGGCCCUUGGACACAGUUCAUCGUAAUCCGCCUAUUUUUACGUUCUUAUUUUUAUUUUUUAUUAUUUUGUGAAUUCAGAUUUGUUUGAAAAUGUUUUCUUUGAAUAAGAAUUCUCAACUGUAUUGUUUUUUGUUGUUGUGCGGAUUAAUUCUUUAAAAAAUACAAUUAUUGUUAAGAUGCUUUGAUUAGAAUGAAGAAUUAAGGGGGAAAUCUACAUUUAGGUGUAGGAAAUGUGACAUUAUAUUUUGCUAUUUAUAUUGAUAGAGGGCACAACAGCACAAAGUAUUUAUUAUGAAGAUAUAUAACUUUGAUUAAAAAACAAAUAAAACAUCUGAUCUGAAUUGUUUAACAUAGUGUGUGGUAGAUUUAGAGAUGAUGGGGUUGUUAUUUGAGAGUAAAUGGAAAACUACAGGUCCAAAGUCCUUUGAGGACUGAUAGUAAGUAAUGUUCUGUGGUGAGCCUAAAGUCUUAAUCCGUAUAUUCACAAAGCAGCCUAAUGAUAACUUUGCCACUUAGGAGCAAUUCUUAUCAGAAUUCUGUCAUUUUUCCCAUAAGUGUAAUACAUUUUUGAAAGUAAUUCACAAAUUCUCACUUUGCGCACGUUUCCCACAAACUUCCAAACAUUUGAAUUCCCAGUGGCCUAGUGCAGCAUCUGGAAAGUGUCUGAAGUUAAAUUUCACUAAUUAAAAGUAAGUAUCAUAAUGAAUUACACUCUGCCUAUAACCAAAUGCAAUGUGCUUUGUUACUUUUUUUUCAUUCAUGAAACACAUUUGGGGAUUUUGAUUUAUUAUUAUUAUUUAAAGAACUAUAGUCUUGUAUAUUGGUUACAAUUAAAGUAAAUUAAAAGGAU